AUGGAUUUGCUUCCUUCUUUUUGCUAUGGAACCUAUGUUCAUGCAAGUAUACAUGCUGAUUUUAUAGACCAAUUUUCAAAUCUGCUAAAAGAAGGUAAAGUUUAUGCUGACAAAGACUUUGUGGCCGUGUCUUACUACCACCAGUAUAAAACUACACAGCAUAAAUACAUGAUGAGGUUUAAUCAAUACACAACUAUUGAGAGACAUAGGAGAAAAGAUGUUAUUGGUAGAGUAGUUGAGUUCUAUUCUCCUAAGGAUAAGGUUAUUGCUGGUUUCCCCACACAGUUGGUUGAUUUUUUGAUUGAAGACUCAAAGGGAAAUCGAAUAAAAUGUACAUUAUGGGAUGAACAUGUACCUGCUGUUAUGCCAUUUUUCAAUAACCAUGUGGAUGGCCAUUUGAUCGUUUUGCUCCAACUUUUUCGUGCCAAAAUAGUUGACAGUGAGGUCAGGAUUUCAAGCUCAUACACUACUACAAAAGUUUUAUUCAAUUUGGACUGCCAAGAGUUUGCAGAUUUCAGAAAUAGUUUGAAGGUUAAUUGUAGCCCACUCAGAAGUAUUUCAGUGCUGUCUUAUGGUCAUAAUGCUAAUAAUUCCCAAUCUCCUAUGGUUGUCAGCACAAUACGAGAUUUGUAUGAAAGGGCUGAGAGACUUACUACUUUUGUGACACCUGACACCUGCAAGACUAAUUGGGCAGAAGGGAAUGUGAGAUACAAAGUAAUUGUUAGGGUUCUAGACAAAACAAGUGAUGCACCUUUUGUAUUGUGGGAUAAAGACUGUUUUGACCUUCUGGGCAUUACUGCCUAUGAUUUGAAAACCAAGUAUUCUAUGGCUAAGAUGCAGGUUCCAGCUGAGUUUGAACAGCUGAGGAACAAAUCUAUGGUGUUUAGAAUCAAUCUCAAGAAUGAACACAUUAGGAACCCAGCAAAGCCUAUAUCAGUGUUAAGUGUUAUUCAUAAUGAGGAAUUGCAAGCUCAAUACUGUCCAUCUAUGGUGGAUGAUCACGAUGAAUUAUCUAGGAUGGUAGAGGAAGACGCAGAUGACCUAGAAUCAGAUGAAAGCGAAUCAGGUGAUGAGGCUAUUAGUCCAUCAGUGCAAGCUAACUUGAAGCUAAAAGGUGUGGCCAAUGAUCAAGAUGAAGUUAACACAGGUGUUAUUAAGAGAUGCCUACUUGACCAAUUCUCAUCAAGUCAGAAUUUGAAGAAGUCUAGGCCAUUAGUGAUCAAGCAAGAAAAGAAUUGA
Messenger RNA from Ipomoea triloba (trilobed morning glory), 1239 nucleotides. RefSeq lists its product as uncharacterized. Lineage: Eukaryota; Viridiplantae; Streptophyta; Magnoliopsida; Solanales; Convolvulaceae. The record is from RefSeq and is a predicted model, not a curated record. The coding region runs from base 1 to 1239 and encodes 412 amino acids. The transcript has 9 exons.